CUUUGAUCUGCUGCAGAGUUGCAACGACAUGGCCGGCAAGACGCAGCCGAUGCCGGCGACAAAGACCAAUGGAAGGGCAAAGAGAAGUAAGGAGGCUGUCGAGGAGGGCACUGCAACCUUGACCGAAGAAAGGAGGUUGCAAGAGAUCCAGACGGCGCUAUCCACCUCUGCAGACCUCAAUCCCUUGUACGACCUCAUCCGACUGGCUCAUGGGCUCAGCACGAAGCAGGAGCCGAACCUGGUCAAGACGCUGUACGCCUCAGCCAGGAUCUUGGCCCGAUCUCUCACUUCGCUCAUCAAAGACGACAGGAUCCCCCUCGGCCACGUGGACGAGGAAGGCUACGUUCUGGGAGGCGCAACUAGCACCUCAUCCACAAAGGAGCUGAGUGAGGCCGAUCGAGCAGUGAGGAGCUGGUUGCGACAAAGGUGGAACGAAAGCGUAGACCUACUGUGCUCUCUCCUCGGCCAUGAAUCCCAGGAUCUGAGAGCGCUUGCGAUUCGCCUGCUCAUGACGUUGCAGGUCGCUGCGUCGAACUUUCUCUCUGGCCAGUCGAGCUCUUCAAAGGAUCCUGCAAACUUGCAAGCACGCUGGUCCGAGUCUCCGUGGCGACGCUUGAUCACUUCUUUGCUCUCUGGAGCACCGAUAUUGUCCCCAGAGAAGCUCCUUGUGGUUGACAGGGUGGAAGAAUUAGCUCAAGAUGUCCGGCUCGUCUUCGCCGAAGAAUAUCUGGAAAAGUACGACGACGUCCGCUUCGCAUUCUGCAGGGAUGUCACAGCGCAGCUCAGCAAACCACCCCCCAGCAUCUCUCAGAGGAGUGACGUCCGAUCCAAGGCCAUGUCAAUGAUGCUUCUCUUGACCGCCAUUCCGACCCAGGCUGCCGACCUCAACGAAUUUUUCGUUCCGGCGCUGGCCAGAGCACCGCCAGGGUUGAACAAGAAGGCAAAGUCCAAGAAAAAGGGGCCAAAGUUCGCGGAAGAUGGAGGGAGCGAUGACGAAAAUGGAGACGGCGGCGGUGACGACGAGGACGAUUUGGCCGACUGGUUUUCCGAUAGCGACAAUGAGGGUAGAUCGAAGGAGGUCAAGCAGCUCAAGAAGAGGGAUGACAUAGCCGGGCUGGGGAGCGCUGCUGUGUCUGCAAACGAGGCAAGCCAACAGCAACGAAGGUUGAAAAGGAACCCGCCCCUACUGGAAGCCAUCCACUCGCUGCGAGCCCAGAAGUCGGCUUUCAGCAAAGCAUGGCUGGCUGUGCUGCUGGUUUCUCGCGACGCCGAAGGCAAUGCCCUUAGGGGCGAGCUGAGUCUGGCGCAGACACAUGAGGCCCUCGUCCGGAUCCACUCUCAAAUCCUGCCCCAUCUCGUCAAGCCAAAUCUUCUUCAUGAUUUUCUCGUCGAUUGCCUCGACGCCGGCGGUGCAACUGCCUUGUUGGCUCUCAAUGCGCUCUUUACGCUCAUGACGUCGCACAACCUCAACUACCCCUCCUUCUACAUGCGGCUUUACGGUCUUAUGGUAGCUGAUCCACCUUUCCUUCACGUCCGAUAUCGUUCUCGGUUCCUCCGGUUGCUCGAUGUCUUCCUCUCUUCCACCCACCUGCCCGCUGCGCUCAUUGCCUCAUUUGCCAAGAGGCUCUCCCGAGCUGCCCUUCGUGCGCCCCCCUCUGCCGCCGUGACUAUCGCCCCAUUCGUGUGGAACCUGCUCAAGCGACACAAAAGGUGCAUGACGAUGAUCCAUCGUGAAUUCGAAGGCGAUCGAUUCGAGGCAGGACCCGCUGGUAUCGAGGAUCCCUUCGACCCCCUCGAACGAGACCCUCUCAAGACCAGAGCCAUCGACUCGUCGCUGUGGGAGCUUGCAUCACUGGGCGCGACCCAGGCUGCCGCGUCAAAUCAGGGUCUGCCGACAGAUGGCGUGGGGGGCCAGGCGCACUAUCUCGCCAGUGUCCAUUCGCUUGCCAAGAUUCUCGCUGAGCCGUUUACAAAGGAAAAGUACGGCCUGGAAGACUUUUUGGACCUGACCUACAGUACCAUGUUUGAAAACGAGACGGUGAGGACGUUGAACCCGAGGAGAAACGAGGACGGGACGAGGAUUGUGAGACCCAAUGCCAAGGAACCGGCGUUGGCGUAUUCCUUGCCGACAGAUCCCAAACGAGGAAAGAGGGCGGCCGCCUUCCGGCUCGCGGUCGAUCAAGACGAGGAGCAGCGGGGGGUUACAAAGAAGCAGAAGACGAUGCAAGUGAACAACGACACAGAGGAUGAUGAAGACCGGGAAGCUCGACUGGCUAUGAAGGAGGUGGAAGAGCAACAGGAACAGCAAAAGAAGGAGCAGGCUGAUGCAUGUAAUCGUCUCUGGAUCUUCUCAUAAGGCAUCGUAAUUUUAUAACCAUUGCAAUCAGAGA
Acaromyces ingoldii is the source of this 2390-nucleotide messenger RNA. Its product is annotated as CBF-domain-containing protein. The coding region runs from base 29 to 2356 and encodes 775 amino acids. NCBI's taxonomy places the organism in Eukaryota, Fungi, Basidiomycota, Exobasidiomycetes, Exobasidiales, Cryptobasidiaceae. The record is from RefSeq and is a predicted model, not a curated record. Gene Ontology annotation, cellular component: small-subunit processome; nucleolus; Noc4p-Nop14p complex. Gene Ontology annotation, biological process: ribosome biogenesis. The transcript has a single exon.